Molecule: messenger RNA, 1494 nt
Organism: Exophiala spinifera
Lineage: Eukaryota; Fungi; Ascomycota; Eurotiomycetes; Chaetothyriales; Herpotrichiellaceae
Exons: 8
Coding region: 1-1494 (497 amino acids)
Biological process (GO): carbohydrate transport; transmembrane transport
Cellular component (GO): membrane
Molecular function (GO): carbohydrate:proton symporter activity
Source: RefSeq, a predicted model, not a curated record
AUGGCAAAAUUGACAAACUACAACAUCCUCAUCUCCCUCGUCGUCUCCUGGGGCGGGUACGCAUAUGGCUUUGGCUUCGCCAUCUUCGUCACGAGUAUCGGGCAGCCAGGCUUCUAUGAAUACUUCGACCUCGACCCUACCAGUGAUUACUGUGCCAACAUCCUGGGUGCCAUCAAUGCUCUCUUCAACUUCGGCCUCGCCGUCGGCGCGCUCGCACAGGGGUACCUCGCAGACGUGAUUGGACGGAAGAAGGCCUUUUACAUCGCUGGCGCGUCUGCGUUGGCCGGUGCCAUCCUUGUGACGGCGUCAGUCAAGCUCGCCAUGCUCAUCACCGUCCGCCUUCUCCAUGGGUUCGGGCUGGGCAUGUUGAUCUGUCUUGUCCCGUUGUACUUGACUGAAGUCGCGCCUCCGCAUCGACGGGGCUUGCUAUCAGGGUUGACAACGAUGAGUUUUGGCAUGGGAUACUUCACAUGCGCCUGGAUCUCUGUGGGCUGCUACUUCGCCACAAACAGUACGGUGCAAUGGCGAAUGCCGUUAGCUCUGGCGUGUAUUGGCCCUUUGGCACUUUUGAUAGGAUUGCCAUUCAUCCCUGAAUCACCACGCUUCCUCACACUGGUCGGAAAGACAGACGAGGCAUGGGAGGUUUUGAAAAAGAUCCAUCAUGAUCCGUCCGACGCAGACGACUCUUCUGCCCGUGCCGAGUUUACUCAGAUUGUACGACAGGUCGAGUUUGACAAGUCAAUGAAGUCAGGAUACAUUGAGAUGUUCCGAAAGCCUUCGUGGAGAAAGAGGAGUCUUCUCGCGUUAUUCAUACAGUUCGCGGCACAGUCUACCGGUAUCCUCGGUAUAUCCAACUAUCUUGUCUUGAUCUUUGGAAGUCUAGGCAUGACGGGCGUGAUGCCUCUUGUCAUCUAUGCACUGUACACCUCCGUGGGCACAUUCUUUGUCUUUGUCGCCAUAUACACCGUUGACCGCGUCGGUCGACGAACCAUGUUCCUGAUCGGAUUUCCUCUUCUCGCGCUAUGCCUACUCCUGGAAGCGGUCCUGCAAUCACAGUACCUGGGCAGCGACCACAAGGCGGGUCUCGGUGCUUGCGUGGCCAUCAUAUACGUGUACAUCGUCGUCUUCCAGACCGUCGACGGACCGAGUUUUAUCUGGAUGAGCGAGAUCUUCCCCACGACGAUCCGAGCCAAGGGUAUCUCCUUGGGCUUCUUCUCCUAUUUUGUCGGGGCAAUUACAUACACAACACCUGCCCCGUUGGCUUUUAAGAACAUCAAAUACAACAUGUACUUCUUGUACAUGGGCCUCUGCCUUGUAUCCACGGCCGUCGUGUACUUUUACUGUCCCGAGACGAAACAGAUCCCGGUUGAAGAGAUUGGAGCUUUGUUCGGCGACGAAGUCAUCGUUCAUCUGACGGCUGAUGGUCAUGGGAUCGUCGAACAGGAAGAGAUGGUCAAGGUGGAACAACGCGCGACACACGCGGAAAAUGUGUGA